CCGCAUGCUACCUGCCUCCCUUCGAACUAUAGCCUCCUCGUCUUCCAUCGAAUCCAUCCAUGGCGGCGCUGAUUCCUAUCUACACUACCCAAAAUCCUCGUCUCCUCUUCCUCCGACCUUGCAACUCCACCUUCGUCCGCGGAACCACCAUCAUUUCUACGUCUCCCAAACCCCCUCUCCGCUCCACCCCGGCUGCCCUCGCUCCCUCCGCCAAAUUCGACCUCUCCGAGCUCCUGGGAGGCCGCGGCCUCUGCAGCGGAGAGCAGGGCAUAAAAAAGGAGCUCCAACGAUCCCCCGCAGAAGCCCCUCCGCCUCCCCUCUCUUCUCCUCCUCCUACUGCCGCUCCUAUUUCGGCACUGGGUACCGGCGAUGACGCCUUCGAGAAGGAGCUCGCCGGCCUCACCGGUGGCUUUCCCGGCGGCGAGAAGGGCCUCAAGAAGUUCAUAGAGCGGAACCCCCCUCCCCCCAAGCAGAGGCCCGCCGGCGAGGACCUGGCCACGGUGCUGUCGGGGCCGAAGCCGAACCCGCCCGUGCUGCCGCUCUUCUUGCCGGGGAUGAUCGUCAUCGUCAAGAACCCCAAGAGCCCGUUCUACAUGUACAGCGGGGUCGUGCAGAGGGUCACCGACGGGAAGGCCGGGGUGCUCUUCGAGGGUGGGAAUUGGGACAAACUCCUCACUUUCGACCUCAGCGAGCUCGAGCAGAGGGAGAAGGGCCCGCCCAUGGUGAAUCCCAAAUCCGCCAUGCUCGAAUCCAUCGUUCAGAAGUUGGGAUGAGAGGGGUCCCUCGAUUUCAUCAUUUGUGAAACCCCACAUGAAUCUGGCAUGUCAUCUCUAUCAACCAUUCCAUAAAUCUACUUGAACAGGAGGUGUGGAGUUUCUCCGUUUGCUGUUGUUGUAAGAGGUAGUGGAUCGAAUUGACAUUGAAGCUUCAUCUAAUAGAUUGCUUUGAUGGUUGUGAAAA
Musa acuminata subsp. malaccensis (wild Malaysian banana) is the source of this 960-nucleotide messenger RNA. Its product is annotated as NAD(P)H-quinone oxidoreductase subunit S, chloroplastic. Lineage: Eukaryota; Viridiplantae; Streptophyta; Magnoliopsida; Zingiberales; Musaceae. The record is from RefSeq and is a predicted model, not a curated record. Gene Ontology annotation, biological process: photosynthetic electron transport chain.